Messenger RNA from Puntigrus tetrazona (Sumatra barb), 1502 nucleotides. RefSeq names its product crystallin, zeta (quinone reductase) (gene cryz). Bases 156 to 1142 code for a protein of 328 amino acids. Gene Ontology annotation, molecular function: zinc ion binding; quinone reductase (NADPH) activity; mRNA 3'-UTR binding. The transcript is spliced from 9 exons. Gene Ontology annotation, cellular component: cytosol. NCBI's taxonomy places the organism in Eukaryota, Metazoa, Chordata, Actinopteri, Cypriniformes, Cyprinidae. The record is from RefSeq and is a predicted model, not a curated record.
UUAAAAUAGUAGUUUGUUUGCUAGAUUUGCUGUGCCGCAUAGGCUAACUCAUGUUUGGUAUUCGGUCGGGUACGGUGGCCGGGAUGGGUCCAAAUUCAUGUCUUACGGAAGUGAAGAACUGUGACAGCUGAACAAGUUGUUUUGCAGAGGCUACUAUGGCCACAUCUAAAUUCAUGAGAGCCAUUAGGGUGUCAGAAUUUGGAGCCCCUUCCGUUUUAAAACUCUGCACAGACGUACCUGUGCCAAAUCCUGGUCUGAAGCAGGUUCUGAUUCGAGUCCAUGCAUGUGGCAUAAACCCAGUGGAGACAUACAUUCGCUCUGGAUCCUAUGCUCGAAAACCCAGCUUGCCCUAUACUCCAGGAUCAGAUAUUUCUGGUGUGGUUGAAGCUGUUGGGGAUGGUGUUUGCCUUCUACGGACAGGUGACAGAGUCUUCACCACAGGCACAGUAACGGGAGGAUACUCUGAGUUUGCUGUGGCCUCAGAGGACACUGUUCACAAGCUUCCUGAUUCCCUAGACUACAAACAGGGUGCAGCUAUUGGAGUCCCAUAUUUUACUGCAUACCGGGCGUUAGUUCAAAAGGCUCAUGCCAAAGCUGGUGAGGCAGUUCUUAUCCAUGGAGCCAGUGGUGGGGUAGGCAUUGCUGCAUGUCAGAUUGCACGAGCAUUUGGCCUUAAAGUUCUGGGUACAGCAGGGACAUCUGAGGGUAUGCAGCUGGUGCUCAGCAAUGGAGCUCAUCUUGCAUUCAACCACAGAGAAAAGGACUAUUUGGAUAAAAUUAAGAAUGCUACCAGUGGGCAAGGCGUGAAUGUAAUCAUUGAGAUGUUGUCCAACAUCAACCUCAGUAAUGAUCUUCAGUUGCUCGACCAUGGCGGCAGAGUAAUUAUCGUUGGUUCUAGAGGCCCUAUUGAAAUCAACCCCAGAGACACCAUGAUGAAAGAGACCAGCAUCAUUGGUGUGGCUUUAUACAAUGCAACUAAUAAUGAAACAUCAGAGUGUGCCGCAGCUCUUUUUGCAGGAAUGGAGACAGGAUGGUUGAAACCUGUCACUGGUCCUGAAUAUACACUUGAUAAAGCAUCCCAGGCUCAUGAAGACAUAAUCAACAGCCCUGGAGCCAGUGGAAAGAUGAUUUUGAUUAUCUGAAAUUAUGCAGGAAAUCCAAUGCAAAAUAACUAAACUGUCAUUGCAUUAAAUGGAGUGUCUUAUUUUGUGUUCAAAGAAGAAAGAAACUCAUACAGGUUUGGAAUAAAAGCCUCACAUUGUUCCAACCCUGUAUGAAUUUCUUUCUUUGCUGAACACAAAUGGGCAUGGUUUGAAGAAUGUGGGUAACCAAACAGUUGAUGCUAGCCAUGCUAAAAAAAACGAUGGAAGUCAGUGAUUACCAUCAACUGUUUUUUGCUGAAUACAGCUACAUGCUAUUUUCAUGUAUGAAUCGCAGAUAUGAAACGCAUAAUAGAGACCUGUUUUUUGGAAAUGAAAUUAAAUAAACAGUUUAAUCUUCAA